GCCUACUACGUGCCAAUGGAAGAACCGUCACCGCCACCACCACCAGAGAUUCACUUUCCCGCAGCCAUUCCCGAGUCCGAGACUCUGUCACCGUCUAGUGAUAUGCAGUCCGCGGUGGUGGAUGAUUCGCUCUCCUCGGAUUCACGGCUGCACCGUCUGACGGCUGUCUUCUGUCGAGUGGUCACCAACCCUGUCUGGCUGGGUACGACUAUAACAACCGUCACAGAGCAGACCAUUGUUUCAGCCUUUCUAACCUUCGCUGCCAAGUACAUCCAGGCUCUCUUCCGGGUUCCCGCCCAUAUUGCUAGUAUUCACACAGCAGGCUGUGCGUGCGGAGGGCUCAAGUGGGGGAAGAGGUGGGAGUGUGUUGUUGUCGACGUUGUCCUGCAACCGAGGACAAUUGCUACGAGUUGCUAG
This is a messenger RNA of Dibothriocephalus latus, 417 nucleotides long. The record is from the annotation of a GenBank genome assembly. NCBI's taxonomy places the organism in Eukaryota, Metazoa, Platyhelminthes, Cestoda, Diphyllobothriidea, Diphyllobothriidae.